AUGGAUACCAACGACUCGGCCUCAUGCAGCGAAACCAACAUGUUGAGGAUCCAGCUAAUCAAGAAGGAUGAAAUGGAAGGAACGUUGAGGAAAAAAUUGAGGGACAAAGCUAUCGCUUUGGAAGUUGCAGAGGAAAAAGUCCGGAGACUCGUCGCAGCGUCUCAGAAACAGGCAAAGGCUGAGAGCUCUGUUAUUGCAGGCUCAUCGAGUAACGAUACGGGGAGGAAUGCAAAGUCAAAGCCUAACGGUGGUACUACCGCUCCCAAGUCAGAACCAAUAUCCCCUCAACGUCGAAUGGUGCUGGCAUACGUCGACCUCCCUCCUCCUUCUCGACCACUCAGCACUCAGCCCCGUACCGCGCCCCCACCACCACCACGGCACCAAAACCACGAGAGCUCUACCCUCGACGAGAUGGAAGUGGAAAAUACACCAUCCAUGUCUCCUCCACUCAAUAUGAAGUUGGAGCCCAAGUCCCCACACAAGCACAAAAGACUCAUACCAUAUGUCAGCGUUCCAUCACCACCGUACCAAAACCGCGAUGUCGAAGAAAUGGAAGUGGAAGUAACACCAUCUAUGUCUCCUCCGCCCAAUAUGAAGUUGGAGCCUAAGUCCCCGCACAGGCGCAAAAGACUCAUACCAUAUGUCCGUGUUCCAUCACCACCGCCCCAAAACCACGAUGUCGAAGAAAUGGAAGUGGAAGUAACACCAUCUAUGUCUCCUCCGCCCAAUAUGAAGUUGGAGCCUAAGUCCCCGCACAGGCGCAAAAGACUCAUACCAUAUGUCCGUGUUCCAUCACCACAGCCCCAAAACCACGAUGAAUCGAAGAAACGGAAGUGGAAGUAA
Molecule: messenger RNA, 843 nt
Organism: Laccaria bicolor S238N-H82
Lineage: Eukaryota; Fungi; Basidiomycota; Agaricomycetes; Agaricales; Hydnangiaceae
Exons: 3
Coding region: 1-843 (280 amino acids)
Source: RefSeq, a predicted model, not a curated record